This is a messenger RNA of Sinocyclocheilus rhinocerous, 1337 nucleotides long. RefSeq names its product 3-keto-steroid reductase-like. Bases 59 to 598 code for a protein of 179 amino acids. Gene Ontology annotation, biological process: cholesterol biosynthetic process. The transcript is spliced from 5 exons. Gene Ontology annotation, cellular component: endoplasmic reticulum membrane. NCBI's taxonomy places the organism in Eukaryota, Metazoa, Chordata, Actinopteri, Cypriniformes, Cyprinidae. Gene Ontology annotation, molecular function: 5-alpha-androstane-3-beta,17-beta-diol dehydrogenase (NADP+) activity; 3-beta-hydroxysteroid 3-dehydrogenase (NADP+) activity; estradiol 17-beta-dehydrogenase [NAD(P)+] activity. The record is from RefSeq and is a predicted model, not a curated record.
CCAACUGCAUUUUUUGCUUCUGUGACAGGUGAGAGAACUGGAGCCCAUAUUGUGUCAGAUGGACCACAAUUCUCUAGUGAUCUGGACAUCCUCCAGUAAUGCCCAGCGAUCGGCUUUUAGUCUAGAUGACAUACAGCAUCAGAAAGGCCGUGAGCCCUACAGCUCCUCGAAAUAUGCGUCUGAUCUACUUAGCUUAGCCCUAAACCGUCACUACAACAACCGUGGUUUGUACGCAUCAGUGAUCUGUCCUGGUCUGGUCAUGACUAACCUCACCUAUGGCAUUCUACCAUCAUUCUUCUGGACUCUCAUCAUGCCAAUAAUGUGGCUUAUAAGGAUUUUCACCAACACUUUUACCCUCUCACCUUACAAUGGAGCAGAGGCUUUGUUUUGGCUGUUCAUGCAGAAACCUGAGUCACUGGACCCGAUGGCCAAAUACCACAGUUUGACCUCUGGGCUUGGAAACAAUUACACCCAACCACACAAGAUGGAUAUUGCUGAAAACGUGUCAGAGGCCCUCUAUGUGAGGCUAUUAGAACUUGAGGAUACAGUGCGGAAGAAACUGAGAGACGAGGAUGUAGAUAUCAAAGCAAAAAACUAAAUAUGGACACAAAACCUCAUGCAUUCUAUCGCUUUAGAACACAUUUCCAUCUUGAAAUAUUCACUAAGGAAUGGAUAAACUAGAUAUAGAUAGAUUUAGAUAGAUAAAUAGAUUUUUCUUAAUGAUCUUUAGAAACACAAUAUGAAAUGAUUAUGAUAAUCUAGCAUGGCUAUAAACCACAUCACGUUCUUCACUUAUGUAUUUACAAAAAAGUAAUUUUAUGCAGUUGGCAGACACUUGCAUCCAAAUUGACUUGCAUUGCAUUUAAGGUGCACAUCAGUUAUUGCUUUCCCUGGCAAUCGAAUGUACGACUGGCUUUGCUAUCACCAUGCUCUACUGUGAGAUACUUAUAAGUAUUGUGCAUUCCAAGUUGAAUGGUUUUUACCAUUGUAGUCAGUUUCUGACUCUGAUGAAAAUGGGACCACAAAUCUGUCAUGUAUUUUUAGCUGUUUUUAAUGUCCAUUUUAUUGUGCCCCCAAAGGGGCUUCUUCCAAGAUGUUCUGAAUAAUAUAUAUAUAUAUAUAUAUAAUAGUAUGGUGUCACUGCUGAGUGAUUUGGGCCAAAAUCAGCACAGGCUGUGAAAAAGGAAACUAAAUCUGCUCUUUCCAGUGAAUAAAAAUGUAUGUCUGGAACUGUGUACAUUUUAUAAUUAAUAAUUCACCCAAAAAGUAUAAACUCUUUAUAGUGUUUGUUUUAAGGUUUCAAUUGAACUUUCUUCCUACAAACAAAAAAUAAAUAA